UUUAUAAAGGCAUUUUCUAGAGGCAUUAAAACAAAAACAGACUGAGUCAGACUAGUAUUCGUCCCCGACCUUGAUCGAUGUAUGUGAGUCCUCGAUUCAAGUCGAGAUCGCGAGAUGCAAGACUUGUCGUCUUUCGUGACGUAACCCGCUGUUUCGAUCAAACCGACGUUAAGGUUAGACCGUGCGCAGGAGCAAAGUAAAUAAAAUAUAAAAAUUGUUUAAACGAAUUUACUCUUUUAUACAAAGUAAAUACUUCAAAUUGUAAGUGUGUUAUGUUUCCUUUGUGUGUGUUCCAAGUGCUACGUGAAAUAAGUUAAUGUUCUAUUUAUUUUGUGUUUAAACACAUUAUAUUCUAAAUUGUAACACCAUAAGAACCCGAAAAGACGGAAUAUGUCUAGAAAAUUUUUAUUCUGUUUUCCACUUCGACUGGGAAACAUCGUGUUUGGAUACAUCGUGAUCAUCUUUGGUUUAACCUUACUACUCUUCGAAAUAUACCAGCUAUAUACGGUCCUAUAUGAUAAUCACACGGACUCGAGCAACAUUGAAAAUAAAAACUAUAUUAUGGUUGUAUCAUAUUUUGUAACAUAUGCAACUAUUGGAUUCCUGUUAUCACUGUUUGCAACAAUAUUUACAAUCGGUGCUUACAAGUUGAGGUUUAGAGCUAUCAAGACUUUCUUCGUGUACAGCUUCAUCCAUAUCUUCUUCACUAUUGUUAUGAUCGCGUGGGAGACAUUAAAUAGAAAUUGGUGGAUGCUGGGAGUUCUAGCUGUAUCAGAUGUGAUCUUGAUGGCGUCGUUGUUCGGCGUUAAAUAUUUCAUAGAUGCUGUGAAAAGCGGCAGAGUCUACCAUCGCCCAGAAACUGGAAGAUAUUGAUAUUAUUUAAAAUCUUUGAACCUUCUUUCAAGGGCCGCUUAACACUAUACCCUUAACCACACAGAGCUUGACCUUAUGUCAAUCCUUUGUAAAUGUAUAGGAUGCUCUGAACUGGGCCCACGAGCCCUUAGUGUCCUGGGGAGACAGGGAGUAAACUAUACAUAAAAUAUAAAAAUUUACUGAUUUAAUAAUUUGAUUUUGAUAGUUCUGUUUUAAAAAUUCUUAGUACCACUUGCAUUAGAAGUUUUUUAAUGUACUAAUAUAUUAUUUAACAAUUGCCUGAAAUUAUGUAUGUAGAUUUUUACUCAUACAGGAAAUUUAUCGGAGUUCUAUUUAAAAUUAAAUUAUAUUAUAGUAUUCAUAUAAAAUAUGACUUAUGGGUAUUGCAUCCAAAGUACUCUGCCAAUCAAUACUCUACUAGAGGAGGCGCUGAAAUCGAAUGGGACGAUGAGAGAAAUGCUGAUGCCAAAGUAUUGGAUUUUAAAGUCGAGUCAAGUACCUUCGAAACGAUAAAAUUGUAUGAUUAAAGUGUUUGGCAAAAAUCCUUGACAGAUCGAUCAACAUCCGAGAAUAUUCAUGCUUGUACAGAUUUUUUGUUACAAUAAUUAUAUCUCUACAUACUUCAUAUGUAUGAUUUAUAAGCAAACAUAACUAAUAUUAUAUAAGUUAUAUAAGAUCUUAAUAUUUAUCUUAUUAAUGAUAAGACUAUAUUAAAUUA
Vanessa atalanta (red admiral) is the source of this 1591-nucleotide messenger RNA. RefSeq lists its product as uncharacterized. The coding region runs from base 391 to 873 and encodes 160 amino acids. Lineage: Eukaryota; Metazoa; Arthropoda; Insecta; Lepidoptera; Nymphalidae. The transcript is spliced from 5 exons. The record is from RefSeq and is a predicted model, not a curated record.